UUCUACGAUUCCACGCCAGACAGGAAUCACUUUCUGUGGUAGAUGGUUGUAUCAUGGUUGCAGAGCGACUCGUCAUUCCGUCGCAGCACCGUAAAAGAUGUCUAGAACAACUCCAUCUGGGUCACCCCGGAAUGCAACGUAUGAAAGCUCUAGCUCGAAGCUAUGUGUACUGGCCCGGUGUGGAUUGAGAUAUCGUCAAUUUUGUCAAAGCGUGCCACCAGUGUGCUUCCGUAGCCAGAUCACCUCCGCAUGCUCCACCAGUAUCGUGGUCCAAACCGACCGCUCCGUGGCAGCGGGUUCAUAUCGACUACGCAGGACCAAUCGAAGGCGAGCAUUAUCUGAUUGUCGUCGAUGCUUUUACCAAGUGGCCUGAGAUCAUCCAAACGAACCGUAUAACGUCAGUGGCAACCAUCAGCAUUCUUCGUAGUCUGUUUGCUAGAUUUGGUAUGCCAGUUACAAUAGUUAGCGACAACGGUUCUCAAUUUACAAGCGCCGAAUUUCUCGAUUUCUGUAUCUCCAACGGAAUCGAUCAUAUUACAACAGCACCGUUUCAUCCACAAUCAAACGGCCAAGCAGAACGAUUUGUGGACACAUUUAAAAGAGCCGUGAAAAAAAUUCGAGAGGAGAGAGGAUCGAUACAACAUGCAUUGGAUAUUUUCUUGCUUACGUACCGAAGCACGCCCAACCGAGCCUUACCAGACAAUAUUUCGCCAUCCGAAGCAAUGUUCGGUCGAAGGAUUCGCACGUGUCUCGAGCUCCUGCGUCCUUCGCCGCUACAUCCACCAAAAUUAUGUUAG
Malaya genurostris is the source of this 797-nucleotide messenger RNA. RefSeq lists its product as uncharacterized. The transcript has a single exon. Gene Ontology annotation, biological process: DNA integration. Gene Ontology annotation, molecular function: nucleic acid binding. Lineage: Eukaryota; Metazoa; Arthropoda; Insecta; Diptera; Culicidae. The record is from RefSeq and is a predicted model, not a curated record.